This is a messenger RNA of Cynocephalus volans (Philippine flying lemur), 14586 nucleotides long. RefSeq names its product SPATA31 subfamily H member 1 (gene SPATA31H1). The record is from RefSeq and is a predicted model, not a curated record. NCBI's taxonomy places the organism in Eukaryota, Metazoa, Chordata, Mammalia, Dermoptera, Cynocephalidae.
AUGGGUUUGAAUAAUGGCACAAUUUGGGGUCUGGCCAUCCCCUUGCCAUCAUAUCUCAGCCUUGUAUUAUUAUUUGGUUUUCUUGUUUGGGGGAUUUGGGUGCUGUUUUGUGGGAAUCAGAGCUGGGGGCAGGUGGCAGCCAAGAGAGACUCAGAGACUUCAAAGCAGAAUAAAUUGAAAAAGAUCCAUAAAUUCACAGGUAAGAAAGAUGCUAUCCUUUCCUCUUCAGCUCAAGUUCCACAGUGGGAAGAAAUCCUCAAGAUGGGUUACCUUGAAGCUGACCUGACACGUGUUUCAGGACUUCCUACAUCCUCGGCCCAGGAAUAUGUACUCUGGUCAAUGAACAGGAGUCUUCAACAAAUUUUCCAACACCUGGAAAGUGCAAGAUCAUGUCUUAUGGAACUGGGUUUGCCCAAACCACAGGAUAAGAUUUCUUCCUCCACCUCCUCCUUUCUUGUGGCUCAGGAGGCUGUUCUACCCUGUUGUAACUGUAAGAAGGCAAAACAUUAUACUGACCACAGCAUCUCCUCAGGAUCAUCAUGCAACAACUGCAGCCUGUCUCACCUUCCUGUCUUUUCUGAAGGAGGAAACUGGCAAUACCAGAGCCAUAGUUUACCUGUUUCUCCCAAAAAGCAACUUUCUGUGUUCAGAAACCCAGGCACAUCCCUGCCUCCUUUUCAGCUGUCAGAUCCUGAGAAAUCAAAACUUUUCCAUAAUUUGGCAGGUCUUUCACCCUUACAACCUCAAAGCUCUUUCAUCAACUCUAUUUUUGAACCCCUAAAUUUCUGCAAACAACAAAAGAAAACAAAAGAUAAGAGACGGAGCAAGAGUCAUUUGACAUCAGGUUAUGGGCCAAAUUCUGUUUCCAAGGAGAAGCCACAACUCCCAGGGUGGGCUCCAAUCCCUCUCUCUCCUUUCACUAGGGGGCAGCUAGAAGGACAUAUGUCUUGGAAGGUUUGUACUUUGCGGGAACAAACAGUGCCUCUGCCUGUGAGGGAAUCAUGGGCAAUGCUGAAUUAUUUAAUUGAAGUACAAGGAGGAGUCCCUGAACCAGAGAAGCCCCAAACCCAGUUACCUAUGUCCAUUCAUCAAAGCACUGAGCAAAACAUCAACAGUAAAUCCCCAGACCUUCCAUCAUUACAGCUUCAUGUGAACAUUGGAAAAGAAUCUGGAUUAAAUGGGACAGAAACAAAAAUUUCACAGUCACUUAUCUCAGGUAAGCAAUUACAUCCUGGGGGUGGCCCCCAAAUCCUUGGAUCCAAGCCUCUAGUUAUGUCAAUGGACACUCCACCUCCCAGAAGUUUAAGAGUUAACAUAAUUCAAGAGGAAACUGCUUUACGGAAAAAGGACCCAAAACACAUGCUAGAGCUUAGUAUACAGCAUAAGGUCAUAGGUCUUCCAAAAGAAGGGACACAGCAGCAUAAGACACAAAUGACUAAUGUGGAGUUGACCCCAACGCUAUCACAUCAAGUCACAGAUAGCAUAAAGGUAACUCCACUGGCACUGCUUCAGGUCAUGGAUUCAAUGGGGAUGAUGUCAGAAUCACACUCGGAAGUAAGAGAGUCUGUGGGUUUGUUUCCACGGCCACCAAAUCAGGUUGUGAAGCCAGUGGAUGCCAUGGAAACUGUGAACAUAACUCCCAAAUCACCAAAUCAAGUCACUGAAUCAGUUGAGGUAACCCCAAGGCCUCAGCACCAAAUUAUGGAAUCAAAGAAGAUGGCCUCAAGACUACUGAAUCAAGUCACAGAUGAUGUGAAAGUAACUCCUGUAGCAUUGCUUGAAGUCAUGGAUUCCAUGGGGAUGAUUGAUAAAUCACAUUCAUAUGUUUUAGACUCAGUGGGGAUGACCCCAAAGCCACAAUGUCAAGUCAUGGAGUCAAUAAAGAUGAACACAAUGUUGGACCAUCAAGCCACAAAACAAAGAAAGAUGAGUCCAAGGCCACAACACAGAGUCAUGGAAACUGUGGAAAUAACCCCAAUGCCACAGCAUAAAGUCAUAGAAUCAGUGGGCAUGACCCCAAGGUCACAAAGUCAAGUCAUGGAACAGGUGAAGACCACUCCAGGGCCAAUCCAUCAAAGCACAAAAUCAUUGGAAAUUAUCUCAACACCAUUGCAUCAAGUCAUGGAUUACAUGAAAGUAACUCCAGUGGCACUAUUACAAGCCAUGGAUUCCAUUGGAAUAAUUCCACCGGCACAACCACAUGUUUUAGAACCUAGGGGUUUGACUCCAGAUUCACAGCUGCAAGGUAUGGAAUCUUUUCAUUUGGCCCUACCACCACAGUUUCAAGGCAUAAAAACUGUAGAGUUGACCCUAAGUCCACUACAAGAAGAUAUAAAAUCCGUGGAGUUGGACCUAAAGCCAUGGUUACAAGAUAUCAGGUCUGAGAAGAUAGACCCAGUAUUAUGGCUUGAAGAUGUGAAAACUCAAAUGGUAGAAUGUAGGAGGUUAAUUCCUGAGACACAGGUGCAAAGUAUGAAAUAUGGGGAAUUGAUCCCAGAAACACACCUUCAAGCAGUAAAAUCUGUAGAGACAAACCCCAAACCAAAUCAUCAAGCCACAGAACCUGAAGGAUUAAGUCCAUGGCACCAAGCCUCGGAAUCUUUAGGAAUAAUCUCAGAGCCAGUAUAUCAACAAACGGAAGUGAAGUUCACCUCUGACACUUGUCACCAAGUGGAAGAACCUGUUGGGUUGACACAGUCAUCUUUAAAAAUUACCCCAGGGCCACUGAGCCAAACUUCAAAAUCUAUGGAGAUGAGCUCAGUGCCAUUCCAAAGCACUAAAGAGACAGUUCUCCAACUUGUAAAAGCAAUGAGGGAUAUUCCAGUGUCACAACGCACAACACAAGAAUUUCUAGAUAUACCAGGAUCAGAGAUGCAAAAUGUGAAAUCAGAGGUGUUGACCACAGAGCCACAGUCCCGAGAAAUGAAGUUUGCUCAUCUGAAUCUAGGACCAUGUUUGGAAGUUACUGAGUUAUCAGAGAUACCCCUAAGUUCAGAAUAUGAAUACACAGAAACUGUGGGGUUGGCAUUGCCUCAAGUUGAUAAGACGCAGGGGCCCAUUCCAGUACCAUCAUUUUCAGAAACAGGAUCUCUGGAGUUGACUCUAGGACCAGGGAGGCAAUAUGAGAAGUCAGAGCCGCUACUGCAAAAUUUGACAUCUGUGGAGUUAACCUCUGAGUCAUCCCCAUUAGUGGUGGCAUCUACAAAUUUAAAUAUAGGACCAAAACCACAUGUUACAGACUUGACCCCAGUACCACAGCGCCAGGGAGUAAAUUCCAGGCAGUUGGAUCUAGAGCCACAGCUGCAAGAUGUGAAACAUAUGAAUUUAAUCCAACCGUCAACUACAGGAGUGGUAGAAUCUGAGAGGCUGACACCAGGGCCAGUGCUACAAAGUAUGUUAUUGGAGCAAUUGACUAAGGGGGCACAGCUCCGAGGCAUAAAAUCUGUGGAUUUAAAUCUAGGCUGUUGGCAGCCAAGUAUGAAAUCUUCUGGAUUGACCCCAGGGCCACCGUUGCAAAGUGUCAGAUUUUCAAAAUUAUCUCCAGGACCAUUUCUUCAAGGAGAAAAACCUGUAGAUUUAAUCUCAAGGACCCCACAUUAUGGUGUGAAACCUGAUGAACUGACCCUAGGUUCCUCAAUGCAAGAAAUCAAAUUGUCAGAUUUUAUCCCAGAGCCAAAGCAUCAAAGUGUCAGAUCUGUACAGUUUACGCCAGAACCACAACCUCAAGGUAUGAAAUUUGUGGAACCAAACCCAGGAUCAUGGUUGCAAGAUGUCAAAUUUUCUGAAUUGACUUCAGGACCAAAGCUUCAAGAUGUCAAAUUUGGGAAGCAAAUCCCAGGAUCAAUGUUACAUGGUGGGAAUUCUGCGGAGGUGACUCCAGAGUUAGGGCUUCAAGAUUCCAAUUUAGCAAAGAUGUUUCCAGAGCUUCAAGGUAUGAAACAGGUGGGACUUAACCUAGGGCCAUGGCUACAAGACAUCAAAUUUUUUGAUUUGACACCAGGAACUCAACUUCAAGGUAUAAAAUCUUCAGAGUUAAACUCAGGUCCACAGCUACAACAUGUAAAAUUUUUUGAGUUGACCCCCAGACCAGAGAGGCAAGGGGCCAAGCCUGAGUUGUUAGUACCAGAGCCACUGUUUCAAGGUGUAAAACAGAUAGCAGGGAACCAAUUUCCAAGCUUUGAAGGUGACAUUUCUUCUAAAUUACUCUCACAGACACAGACAUCAAAUGUAGAAUCUAUGGAGUUGACUCCUGGGCCACAGUUGCCAAGUGUAAACCAUUCUGAUUUAACCAGAAGACUACAGUUUCAAGGUAUGGAAUCUUCUGAAUUCAUCCAAGGACCACAGCUGCAAGAUAUAAAACCUGUGGAGUGGACCCCAGUCUCAAAGCUUCAAGGUUUAAAACCUGAUAAGCUGACCCCAGAGCAACAGCUAGAAGAUAUGAAAUCUAUGGAGUUAACCCCAGGACCGCAUUUGAGAGGUAUGAAAUCUAUGCAGCUAACAUCAAAGCCAGAGAUGGAAGAUGUCAAAUCUAUGGUGUUAACCGCAGAGCCACAGGAAGGAGGUCUGAAGCCAGGGGAGCUGACCCCAGGCUCAAAGAUUCAAGGUUUAAAAUCUGAGUUGCUGACCUCAGGAUCACAGUUGGAAGAUAGGAAAUCUGUGGCCUUAACUCCAGAGCCAUGUCUGGAAGGUAUAAAAUCUAUGAAGAUAACCCCAAAUCCAUGGCUGGAAGGUGUGAAAUCUGUGACAAAAACCUUGGGGUCACAGAUAAAAGAUGUCAGAUCUGUGGAAUUCACUCCUGAUUCUAAGCUUCGCGGUGAGAAAUCUGUGGAAUUGACUCCAGGUUCAAGAAUUCAAGAUUUAAAAACUGUGAAAUUGGUCCCAGACACAAAGCUGCAAGACUUAAAAGUUGUGGAAUUGAAACUUGGGCCAAAGAUGCAAGGUGUUAAAUCUAUGAAGGUGCUUCAAGGGCCUCAGCUACAAGGUGUGAAAUCUGAGAAGUUGACUUCAGAGCUACAAAUGCAAGAUAUGAAAUUUGUGGAGAUUACCCCAUGUUUAAAGCUUCAAAGUUUAAAAUCUGUAGAGGAGACUGCAGAUCCACAUCUGCAAUGUAUAAAAUCUGUGAAGUUGACCCAAAGGCUAAAGAAACAGGUAGUUAAAUCUGUGAACGUAACCAGAAAGCAAGAGUUUCAAGGAGUAAAAUCUGUGGAUUUAGCCACAAAGCAACAGUUGAGAAGGAUGGCACCUGUGGAUUUAACUCCUAGGCCUGAACAGGAUGGUCAGAUAUCUGUAAACUCGCCAGAGCAGCAUUCUGUGAAUUUAGAGCAACUGAAGAGAGGGUAUGAGUCAGAAGGUGUAAUGUGUUUGGAGUUAAUUCCAGAGCCAAAAUCUGAAGGUGAAAAAUCUGUAGACCUCAACUCUGAGCUACAGUUGAAAUGUACGAAAUCAUCUGAACUGACUCCAGAACCAGAUUUUCAAGAUGUAAAAGAUAAAGAGUUCAAACGUGAAUCAGACUUUCAAAGUAUGAAAUUUCCUAAGUUCACCUCAGAACCACAUUUAUACCAAGUGAAAUCCUCGGAGUCAACCUUAGAGCCACAGCUUCCAUGUGUGAAAACUGUGGAGUUAAACAAAGAGCCUGAGCUUGGAAGUAUGAGAUGUGUUCAGUGGCUACCAGAACCUGAGAUACAAAGUGUGAAAUCUCUAGGGUUAAAUCUUAGGUCACAAUCUCGAAGUGUCAAACCUGCAGAGUCAAAACUUUCCACACAGUUGGGAGGUGUGAAGUCAUCUGAAUUGGCUCUAGGGCCAAAAUCCCAACGUGAAAAAUCUAUGGAGUUCAACCUUGGGCCACAGUUGCAGUUUGUGAAGACCCCUGAGUUGUCUCAGUUGUCUCCAGGACCACAGCUGCAAAAGGGGAAAAUUUUGGUGUCGACCUCAGAGCCACAGCUUCAAGGUAUGAAAACUGUGGAGUUAAAUCAUGAAGCCAAACUUGGAAGUAUGAGAUGUGUUCAGUGGAUACCAGGACCUGAGUUCCAAGGUGUGAAAUCUGUAGGGUUAAAUCUUAGGUCACAAUCUCAAGGUAUCACACCUGCAGAGUCAAAACUUCCCAUACAGUUGGGAGGUGUGAAGUCAUUUAAGUUGACUUCAAGGCCAAAGCUCCAAGGUAUACAACCUUUGGCAUCACUCCUGGAACAUCAGCCUCAAGGGUUCAAACUUAUUGAUUUGAAACCUGGGCUGUUGAGAAGUAUGAAAUCAUGUGACCCAAAUUCCAGGUUAAAGCUCUGUGAUAUAAACUCUAUGACAUUCAAACCUGAACUUCAUUUGCAAGAUGUGAAAUCUUCUGAGUUGACCCUAGGACAACAGCUGCAAGAAGUAAAACCCUUAGAGUCACCCCCAGGAACACAGCUUCAAGGUGUGAAGUCUCUAGUGUUUACACAAGAGCCACAGCUUCCAGUGGUAAAAUCCGGAGUAUUAAACCAAGGGCUACAAUUUAAAAGUGAUAAAAAUGUAGAGCUGAAUUUCCUACUACACUUGAAAAGUAUUAAAUCAUCUGAGUUGGCUCUUCAAACAAAGCUUCAAGAUAUGAAAUCUGAGUUCAACUCUGGGCCACAGUGGCAAGGUGUAAAAUCUUCUAAGUUAACACCUGAGACAAAGUCCCAAGAUAUGAAAUGUAUUGAGUUAAACCCCAGUUCACAGUUGAAAGGUAUACCAUUUUCUGAUUUGAUUAUGGGGACCAAGACUCAAGGUAUUGAAUCUACACAUUUCAAACCUGGGCCACAGUUGCAAGAUGUGAAAUCUUCCAGGUUGAUUACAGGUAUAAAGCUUCAAGAUGUAAAAUCUACGGGUUUCAGUUCUGGAUUGCACUUAAAGGGUGUCAGAUCUUCUGAAGUGAUCCCACGGGAAAAGCUUCAUGGUGUAAAAUCUGAAGAAUUCAAACCUAGUCCAAAGUUACAAGGUGAGAAAUCUUCUGAUUUGACCCUGGGAAGGAAGUUUCCAGGUGUAAAAUUUAUAGAGCUGGACUCAGGCCCACAACUACAAGACAAAAAAUCUCCUGAACUGAUCAUGGGUAUAAAGCUUCAAGAUGUAAAAUCUAUGGAGUUAAGUUGUGAACCACACUUUCAAGGUAUAAAAUCUUCUGAGGUGAUCCCAGGGACAAAGGUUCAAGGUAUGAAAUCAGUGGAAUUCAACUGUGGACCACAGAAACAAAGCAGAAAAUAUGAAUUGAUUCAAGGGAGAAAGAUUCAAGAUAUGAAAUCUGUGGAGUUCAACCAUGGUCCAAAGUUACAAGGUAUGACAUCUUCUGAGUUAAUACCAGAGACAAAGCUUCAAGGAGGGGAACCUAUGGGGUUCAACUCAGGCCCACAGUUUCAAGAUGUGAAAUAUUCUAAGUUGAUCCUGGGGACAAAGCUUCAAGAUGUAAAAUCUAUGGAGUUCAGUUCUGGACCACACUUGCAGAAUAUGAAACCUUCUGAAGUGAUCCCAAGGACAAAGCUUCCAAAAGUAAAAUCUGUGGGAUUCAUGCCUGGGCCAAUGUGGCAAGACGCGAAAUCUUUUGAAUUGACUCUAGGUACAAAGGUACAAGAUAGUAUAUCUUUGGGGUUCAAUUCAGCACGGCAAUUACAAGAUAGGAAAUUAUCUUUGUUGACACCAGGGAUACACCUUCAAGGUGUGAAAUCUACAAAAUUAAACUCUGGGGAAAAGCUGCAAGGUGUGAAAUCUGAGCCAGUAAAGCUUCAAACGGUGAACUCUACAGCAGUCAACCACGGCCCAGAAUUGCAGGUUGGAAAACUCUCUGAGUUGACCUUGAAAUCAAAGAUCCACAGUUUGGUACUUUCUAAGUUCAGUGCUGGAAAACAGCAGCAAGUUGAGAAAUCUCAUGCAUUGAAUCCAUGGCCAGAGCUUCAAAGUGUAAAAUUUAUGAUGUUCAAUCCUAGGCCACAUUUGCAACAUGUAAAAUCUUCAGAAUUGUGCAGAGGAACACAGCUUCAAGAUGUGAAAUCUAUGAAAUUCAAUUCUGAGGAACAGUUGCAAGAUGUGAAAUCUUCUGAGUUGCACCUGGCAACAAGCCUUCAAGGUAUUCAGUCUUUAGAGUUCGACCCUGGGCCACAGUUGCAAGGGAUAAAAUCUUCUGAGUUGUGUGUAAAUUGUUCUGAGCUGAAUCCUGGGCCACAGCUUCAAGGUAUAAAAUCUAAGGUGUUUUGCCUUGGACCACAUUCGCAAGGUGUGAGUUCUUCUGCAUCCAUUCCAGGGCUGGAACUUCAGUGUGCAAAUUCUACUGGGUGCACCCCUGGGCUGCAUUCUCAAGGUGUGAGUUCUGCAUCCAUUCCAGGGCUGGAACUUCAGUGUGUAAAUUCUACUGGAUGCAAACCUGGGCCGCAUUCUCAAGGUGUGAGUUCUUCUGCAUCCAUUCCAGGGCCGGAACUUCAGUGUGUAAAUUCUACUGGAUGCAACCCUGGGCCGCAUUCUCAAGGUAUGAAAUCUUCCGAAUUAACUCCAGUUUCAAAACUUCAAGGUGUGAAGUCUUCUGAGUUGAAUCCAGAGUCAAAAAUUCAAUGCAUAAAGUCUAUAAAGUUUAAUCCAGGGCCACAGAUACAAGGCAUGAAACCCUCUGAAUUGAACCCUGGAUCAGAAUUUCAAGGUACAAAAUCGAUUUUGUUAAAUCCUGAACCACACUUGCAAGGUGCGAAAUUUUCUGAGUUAACUCCAGGGAUAAAGCUUCAAGGAGUCCAAUUUUUGCACUCACAUCAGCAAGCUGUGCAACCUGUGUUCACUUUAGGUCCUCAGUUAAAUGGUAUGAAAUCUAUGUUAUUUUUACCAGAGCCACUGCUUAAAAAUAUAAAGUCUGUGGAGAUGAACAGACAGCCAUUGCUUUGUAGUGAAAAUUCUGCGAAAUCAAUUUUGGGCUCUGAGUUGCAGGACUUAAAAUGUGAGGUGUUUACACUAGAGCCAUGUUUUCAAAAAGUAAAAUCUGUGGCAUUAAAUCCAGAGCCACAUCCUCAAAGUAUGAAAUCUAAGGAGUUUCCCUCACACCUCAUGCAGCAUAGUGUGGGAUCUACGGUAUUUGUGUCAGAGAAAUGUUCUCAAGAUAGUAAAUCUGUGAAGUCAAACCUAUGGUCACAACCUCAAAGUGUGGAUUCUCUAGGGUUGACAUCAUGCCUCAGGUCACAAUGUGUUAAAUCUGCAGUCUUUUCACCAGAGUCAUGCUUUCAAGACAUAAAACCUUCACAGUUAACACUAGGGUCCCAAGAGCAAGGUAUGAAUUGCCAAGAGUUGACUUCAGGAUGGCAAGGUGUGAAAUCAUUGGUGUUAGCACCAGAGCCAACCAGGAAGUUCCUACCGGGACCAAUGUUGACUAGUGUGAAAUUUUCAAGUUUGUCUCCAGAAUCACAGCAUCAAGGUGUGAAAUUUUUAAAGUUUACUCCAGAGCCAAAGUUGCAAAGUAUAAAACAUGUGAGAUUGUCUUCAGUGCCUCAGCAGCAAACUACAAAAUCUGUGGAGUUAUCACCGGGGUCACUGCUUCAAAGAGUGAAAUGUGGGGAGCUAACUCCACUAACAAAUUAUCAAAUCACAGAAUCAUCUGAAAUAACCCCUAGACCAGGGCAUCAGUUUGUAAAAUAUGCAGAAGUGAUCCCAAAGCCAAGGCAUCACAUCCCUAAAUCUGUGAAUUUGAUUUCAAUACCAAUUUAUCAAGGCAAAGAGUCUUCAGAAAUGGCACAAGGGUUGGCACAUAAAAAUACAGAAACUGUAGAGAAAUCUGUGGGGUUGAUCCCAAAGCCAACAGAUGAAGCCAUGGAAUCUUCAGGGAUGUCUCUGCAGCUAGAUUUUCAAGUGCCAAAAUUUGUUGAUCUGACUCCAAUGCUAAGGGAUCAAGGCUCAAAAUCCUUAGAAUUAACCCCAGAGGAAAGCUACCAAAUACCAGAAACUCUGGAGUUGCUAUCUCAGUCGUGGCCUAAAGUUAAGGAUUUGGGGGAAUUAUAUACAAAGCCACUAAAGCAAGUUAUGCACUCUGAAGGGAUGAACCCAGAGCUCAAGCAUCACAUUAUAGAAGCUAUGGAGUUGACCUCUGAGGCAAGGCUGCAAAGGAAGGAAUUCCUUGGAAUGACCCCAAAGCCAAUAAAUAAGGCCACUGGAUAUGCAGAGAGAUCUCCAAGGCCCUGUCCUCAAGACUUAGAACCUGUGGAGGUUAUCUCCAAGAAAAGACCGCAAAUGGAAAAAUCUAUAGUAUUGACUCCAAAAUCAUUAUAUCAUGUCCCACAUUCUUCUUCACAGGUGAAACCAGAGCUAGGACAUCAAGUUCCUGAAUCUGUAGGUUUGACCUCUAAGCAAUGGUUGCAAAUGGAGGAAUCUUUAGAGUUGUCCCUAAAGCGAACAAGUCAAGUUGUGGGACAUGCAGAAUCUGUAGAGCUCAACUCUAAGACAUGGCAGCAAGGGGAGGUACCAAUGGGGCUAACACAGUUACAGAAUCAAAGUAUGAAACACUCAGGGAUAGCCCCAGGACCACUGGGUCACAUUACAGAAUUUAUAAGGAUUAGCCCAAAGCCACUAGAUCAAGUCACAGAAUCUGCAAAGACACAAAUUCAAGUUGUUCAAUCAGUAGGGGUAAUCCAAGACUCUUCCCCCAAAGUUGUUGAAUCUGUGAAAGCGACAACACCAGGGCCAACCCCUCAAAUGGGAGAAUAUGUUGAGUUGACUUCAAAACUACAAGAUGUGAAACCUUCAGAGUUUACUUCAAGGCUAUGGAUGCAAAAUUUGAAAUCUAAGAAAUUAAUCACAGAGCCAACACACCAAAUUUUGGAAACAAUGGAGUUGACUGGGUUUCAAGUUGUAAAGACUGUGUUAAUCCCAAGGCCACUGCUUCAAAUAGUAAAAUCUGAAGACUUAGCACCAGGACCUAUUCCUCAGGUUGUAGAACCAAUAGGAGUAGCCAUAGGAUCAGAGAUUAAAGUAAUGGAUUGUUUGGAUUUACUCCGAAGGCCACAUCUUCAAGAACUAGUAGAACCUUCAGAAUUAAGUCCAAGGCCAAAUAUUCAAGUGAAAUCUGUAGAAUUAACAUCACAGCAAUCAAAUGCAUUUGAGGAACCUACAGUACUGAUGCAUGAACAAGGGCUUCAAGCUGUGAAAUCUAUACAGACAAAAACAGAGCCUCCUAAAGUCAUGGAAUCUGAGGAUGUGAAUCUAGGACAGGUAUGUCAGAAUAGGGAAUCUGAGGAGUUAACAUCAGGAGAAGAGUUACAAAUACAGAAUUAUUUCUCUGGGUUCCUACACAGUUCUUUGACCCCACUCAUUUCAAGCUCUGUUACAACAACAUCUGAAUUAGGAGGCCCUUGGGAUUCUGGGAUGCCAGAAGUAUCAAGAGCUUUGGAUAUAAAAACCCUUGGGACAGAUAUUUUUCAGCCUGAAGAGCCCUACAUAGACUCUGCUAUACAGUCUUCAACCCUUCCCUUGGCCCUUCAUAAUCAUCCCCCUGAUGAGUCAGCUAAGACUGUGGAAACCCCACAUCCUAAGACCUCAGGAGUGGAUUUCAUAUCUAAGGAGAGAACUAAGAGGAAGCAGAUGGAGGAGCUAGAGAAUUCACUCCAGAGCCUCUCCCAACAUUCACAACAAAGCUGGAAGUCACCAUCUAUUACCUUCCAGGCAGAACCAGGGUCUCAAAGAGGCCUUAUCUGGUCUUUCCUGGGCAGACAACAGAAUGUCUGGGAGAGUCAUGCCUUGCGACAACGACUACCUAGAAAAUAUCUCUCCAGCAUGCUAAUGCUGGGGAAUGUCUUGGGGACCACUAUGGAAAAAAAACUUUGUUAUAAAAUAUCUUUAGCAGAAAGAACCACUGCAGAUACCUGUCAAUCUAUUCAGAAUUUAUUUGGGGUUCCAGCUGAACUGAUGGAAUUUUCCCAGAGCCUUCUAGAAAAGGGUCCAGGUACUAUUUCUCAGCAGUCAGUGGUCAAAAACUACAUUCAGAGACAUACUUUAUGCCAUGGUCACGAGAAAAGACCGAACUUAAGAAUAUGGACACGUGGUUCCACAUCUUCCAUAAUACAGCAAUACUCUGGGAUGAGAGGGGGAAUAAAGAAAACAAACUCAAGGCUCAGUAAUAUAUCCCAGGAAGACAUUCAGCAUAGGCCUGUCUCAUGUGCAGGGAUCCAGUUUCCUGCCCCUGUAAAGUCAGAGUCUUCCCUCAGGAUAUUUUACAAAAGAGAAGAUCCUGUUUCAGUGGAAAAGAGUGAGAACUCACAGAGUGAUUCACAGACUGGGAUUUUCAAGUCCCAAAACUCUCUCAAGCCAAGUUAUCUUUCCCAGGCCAAGACUGACUUAGAACAGUUCCAGCUGCUACAAGAUCUGCAGCUAAAAAUAGCAACAAAACUCUUAAAGAGUCAAAUACCCCCCAAUGUGCCUCCACCUCUAGCUUCAGGUCUGGUCCUAAAAUAUCCUAUCUGCCUACAGUGUGGCCGAUGUUCAGGAUUUAAUUGCUGUCAUAAAUUACAGGCCACUUUUGGGCCUUAUCUUCUUAUCUAUCCACAGCUCCACCUUGUAAGCACUCCUGAAGGCCAUGGCGAGGUUCGGUUGCAUCUUGGCUUCAGGUUGCAAACUGGGAAAAGACCCCAAGUCUCCAAGUAUCGUGGAAGAGACAGACCCAUCAUACCAAGGAGCCCUAUAUCACUAUCACAAAAGAGAGCUAAAAUCUAUACUCGAGCUUCCAGUAGUCCUAAUCCCACAGUAGAUUUCCAAUCUGGAUCUUCUCAGUCCACUGCUCCUGUACAAGUCCACAUCAGGCGAAGACAACGUGGCAGCUCUGACCCAGUAGGAAAGACAGAAAUUGGAGAGCCUGAGCACUAUGAAUUCACUCAAGUUCACUCUCUACCAGAGAGUGACUCUGAAAGCAAUCAGAAUAAAAAAUGGGAUAAAGUGAGAACCAAAAAGAGCCCUGAUUCAAAAUAUUCCACUAAAAGAAUCACCAAAGGACUUAGAGCACGAAACACAAAGUUUUCCACAAACAGUAGGAGCACAAUAGAGAGUCCCUCUAGGGAAUUACCAGACCAUUUAAGAAGGAAGAGGAUUGGAGCAGCUCAGACAAGUACUGCCUCUUUAAAAAGACAGCCUAAGAAAACCUCCCAACCCAAGUUCAUGCAACUGCUUUUUCAGGGCCUAAAGCAUGCAUUCCGAACAGUACACAGAGCUAUAGGUCCUGUUGGGCAGAAGCCUGAGGACAGGACAAGGCCAGACAAUUUGUGGUCAAGCAAAAACUACCAUCCAAAACAAAAAGCCAGGGACUGUUACUUACCAAGAGAUAGUAAAAGAGACAGGACGCUAGUUGUCAAGCUAAGGCCAAAAGGCCCAACCACUAAGAAGGAGGGCAUAUUAUGGGGAGAAACAGACCAAUGCAGAUCAGCUCAACAGACUAAAAGAGAUAGUACUUUCCAACCAAGACCUCUCCGACUGCCCAAGCCUGAAGUUUCCCAAAGAGAUAUCAAUGUCCAAAUUAGCUCAACCAAGCAGUCUUUUGGUACUAUUCAAAAUGACAGUAGCAGCAGAGCAAAGAAAAACUAUGCAAGCGAAAUUUCCAGCCAGGAGCCUAAGAAGUUGCUCAAACCAGGAACCAGAGUUCAGGCCCAAGGGAGAAUCUUACCUGGUUACCCUCUAAAGAGAACCUUGCUCAGUCACCUUAGAGAGAAACUCACACCCAAGGAGCAAAACAACCACAGCUUCUACAGGGAGAGAACCACAUGUAAUACUCACUCUAAGAGGAGCCGACAUAGUCUCUCUGAGAGAAGCCAUCACGGUCCCUCUGAGAGACGUCACAGUCCCUUGGAGAGGAGCCAUCACAGUCCUUUAGAGAGGAGCCGACGCAGUCCCUCUGAGAGGAGACAUCACAGUCCCUCAGAGAUGGGUCAGUGCAGUCCCUUGGAGAGGAGCCAUCGCAGUCGCUGUGAGAGGAGCCGACGCAGUCCCUCUGGGAGGAGAUGCCACAGUCCUGCGGAUAAGAGUCAUCGUAGUCCCUCAGAGAGAGGCCGACACAGUCCCUCAGAGAAGAGCCAUCGCAGUCUUUCUGAGAGAAGCCAUCACAGUCCCAUGGACAGGAGCCGUCGCAGUCCCUCUGUGAGGAGCCGUCACAGUCCCAUGGACAAGAGCCAUUGCAGUGUCUCAGAGAGGGGCCGAUGCAGUCCCUCUGUGAGGAGCCAUCACAGUCCCAUGGACAGGAGCUGUCACAGUCCCUCUGAGAGAAGCCAUCACAGUCCCGUGGAGAGGAACCAUCGUAGUCCCUCAAAGAGGGGCCGACGCAGUUCCUCAGAGUGGAGAUGUCCUAGUCCCUCGAGGAGCCGUGGUGGUCCCACAGAGAGGAGAGGACACAGUUCCUCUGGCAGAACCCAUUACAGUCCCUCUGAGAGGAGCCGGCACAGUCAUUCUGAGAGGAGCCGACUCAGUCACUCUGAGAGAAUCCAUCACAGAACCCCUAAGGAGAGACUCAAGCACAGUUCCCCUAAGAAGCCCAGACAUAGUUUGCCUAAGGAUUUCAAGAGUACUCAAACAUGUCUCCUAGGGACCACACAAAAAAAUCCAAAAGCAGAGCAAGUUUGGAGUCCUGAAGCUAGUAAAUGA